AUGGACGGUGACGAAUCCAUGAACGGCCAGGUUCCACCGAGCGGGCAGGUGCCGCUGAACGGACAGUUGCCGCCGAACGGACAGCUGCCGCCGAAUGGACAGUUGCCGCCAAACGGACAGUUGCCGCCGAACGGGCAGUUCGGGCAGCAACCACAUGGAUUCCGACCUGGGGCAGAUCCGUACAUGCAGUGGUUCUCACAGCAGCAGCAAGUCUACGUGUCGGAGAUGUUCCGCCAGCAGCAGGAGGUUCUCCAGCAGCAACAAGCGGCCAUGCAGCAGCAACAGCGAGCGUUCAUGGAGCAGCAGGAGCAGCUUCUACGGAACGUCAUGACUAGGAUCAAUAUACAGGUCCCGCCGAACCCGGAGGUCAUUCUGGACUCGCUUGCCAACAACAUCAAGGAGUUCAGGUAUGAUCCGGAAAACAACGUCACCUUCGCGGCCUGGUACAAUCGUUAUGACGAGCUCUUUGCGAACGACGCUAGCCGGCUGGACGAUCCGGCCAAGGUGCGCUUGCUGCUCAGGAAGCUGGGGAUGUCGGAACACGAGCGGUACACGAGCUACAUACUGCCGAAAACAGCUAAGUUUUUCUCGUUCGCGGAUACCGUGGCAAAGCUUACGUCACUGUUCGAAACGGCCGAAUCAGUGAUAAGUCGACGGUACCGCUGCUUGCAGAUCAUGAAGCAACCUUUGGAGGACUAUGUCACCUAUGCCUGCCGCAUCAACAAAGCUUGCGUUGAAUUCGAACUGCCCAAGCUCUCGGAGGAGCAGUUCAAGUGUCUUGUUUUUGUGUGUGGUCUGAAGUCAGAAAAAGACGUAGAAAUAAGAACGCGGUUGCUGUGCAGGAUCGAGGAGCGAGCAGUCAUAACUCUGGAGCUGAUUUCGGAAGAAUGCCAACGCCUUCUCAACAUUUGGCACGACGCGGCGAUGAUUGAGGAGCAGGUAGCCGCUGUGCAAGCGUUGGAUUCGAAGCCGAAGUUCUCGAGGAAGCAGUUCAAGUCUGGUCCGUCUGGUGAUCGCGCGAAGUCCGGUAGAAGUGGUCCAGACACGGCCUGA
Culex quinquefasciatus (southern house mosquito) is the source of this 1053-nucleotide messenger RNA. RefSeq lists its product as uncharacterized. The transcript has a single exon. The record is from RefSeq and is a predicted model, not a curated record. The coding region runs from base 1 to 1053 and encodes 350 amino acids. NCBI's taxonomy places the organism in Eukaryota, Metazoa, Arthropoda, Insecta, Diptera, Culicidae.